Messenger RNA from Sitodiplosis mosellana (orange wheat blossom midge), 1254 nucleotides. RefSeq lists its product as uncharacterized. NCBI's taxonomy places the organism in Eukaryota, Metazoa, Arthropoda, Insecta, Diptera, Cecidomyiidae. Bases 42 to 713 code for a protein of 223 amino acids. The transcript has 4 exons. The record is from RefSeq and is a predicted model, not a curated record.
AGACGUAGCAGAAAACCUCAAGUAUUUCAAACUUUGACCAAAUGACGGGUUGGUCAUUGAAAUUGGCGAUUUUUUUGGCAACGUUAAAUGAAUGCAUAAAUGCAUCAGUUUACCAGGUGGAUCAAACAAUAUAUACGCCUUGUACUAUUAUCAUCAAAAUUGAUGCCAUUUUGCAAAUAACGCACCGAAGGACAUCAGGUGAAAAUGACACGACCAACAUAUCAAUGCCGAAUAACGUCGAUUACAUUUCGGGCUACUGUUUGAACAACACGGCUUCUUUGAGUUGGAGUUUCAAUGGACUCCAAAUGAACAUGGAUUUCGAAUUGAACGAAAUAAAAGAAUGGCAUUUCUAUGCUGUCCAGUUAUGGUACCGUUCAUACAAUCCGCUGUUUGAACAAAGCGAUCAGCCUUAUCAGAAAGUAUUUUUAUCGGGUGAUAAAGUUCAUCUGUUACACUUUGAAACGAUUCUUGACAUACAUACAUGCAUCAGAUGUAAUAUUAGCCUAAAUUUGGUGGAUACAAAUGAUACUAGUCACAAAGCUGCACUGGAUCUGGACUAUUUUUCCUUCCAACGCAUCUUGAAACCAUCGACCGACAGGAAUAUCAACUACAAAGUCAUGUUAGGUCCAAUCUUGGCUAUUGCAUUCGUAUUGUUUGUCGCUGUCUGCCUAUUUGCCAUCCACGAAAGCAAAGUCAUGAAAGAACAAAACUGAUUUGAAUGAAAUUCGUUCGAAACUAGAAAUUCGUUCGAAAUAGAAAAUAUGACCAAAAGAAUUUUGUAAUAUUCAUCAAGUCAAAGGGAUAUUGCAACUUUUUUGACCAGAAAAAACGCUAUCUUACGUCGUGCCCGUAAAUUAUUUUACUGUACAUUUCGAUGGUAGAGCUUGAACAAAAGUUCAACACUAUGCAUAAACUCGGAGAGAGCUUGAUAAACUUGAUGAAAUACAUAUAUUUUAUGGUAGUUGCAAUACCCCUAUGCAUCAAGUUUUUUUUUUUUUGUGUAUAAACAUUUUGUAAGCAAAGAAAUGUGAGCAAUCAAAUGUAUAAUAAAACAACAGAGAUUUCUUUUAAUUCAAAGGAAAUUUCGCCCUUUCCAAGAAUGUCGUCAUAUUUUUUCGUCGCGAGGCUAAUUGGAACAAAGUUUAGUAACGGGUAACGAACGCCGGUGUAUAUAUGGUUUAUCGCAAAUAUCUAAAUGUUAAAUUUAUGCUGUCGUGAAAACAAAUCAUAAAUUUGUAACAAAGCACACGGCAC